CUUCAGCUCAUCAACGUCAACCUCACUCUUCAACACCAUCGUGACAACAACCCCCCGUCGCCUUCGCAAUCUCGCCGCAAAGCCUCAAGGCGACACCAUUGAGCUUAUUUUACGGGUUCAUGGUCUUGGUCCACUCGAGCAAUACGACUUCUGCAGUGUUGCCUGCAGGCCUCUGCGACGAUUGACCGAUCCACGAUCUUCAAUUGAAAACAUCACCUGGGCGGUUGCAAAACCUACAUAUCCUGCUGGCGCUAACCCUCAGCAAAUCGCUCUUGAUCUGGGCCAUUGCCCGGCAAUAUGAAUGUCUAGAUAUCAGGGCUCGUAUGACGCUAGCGAAUCCCGACGCUCACCACGAGACCAAUCCCCAGGACGGUACAAUGAUUCCCGAGAUGAGUUCAGAGGGGGAGCGACUCGUGGCGGCGAGAGGAGGCGCUCGAUACCCGAUGCGAGGAUAAACCACAACUCUUUCGCAUCAAAUAGAGAGCUUUUUCGAGAACCCACAGGCCGAGACUCAUCGCGAGAUUUUAAUUCAUCCAGAGAUCCACCAAGAGCCCCGAAAGGCUUCCUAGAUGCUCCAACAGGCCCGCGCGCAUCGAGUCAAUCCGAUUUUCGAGGCGAUUUUGGCGGAUACCGAGGUGACUUUAGAGGCGAGCGAGGUCGCGGCAGAGGUCGAGGAGGCUGGAGGGAGGAUAGCCGGGAUCGAGGUCGAGAGCUUGACCGAGAAUACAGAGAUAGGAGGGAUGAUAGAGGACCUCCACCGCGAUUUGGAGAUGACCGUGGGCGAGAUCGUUGGGGUGGACGGGAGCCAUACAGAGGGCGUCGGGCAUCUUCUCCUCCAGGCAGAGGACGCUCGCCAAACUAUGGACCUCGAGAUAAUCGGGACGCCCCGCCAAAUAUUGAGAUUGAUCGUACGCGACGAGGAUCUCGAGAUGGUCCGUUGUCCGGCGGCUCACCUGGUUCAGAUUCAAUGCCUCCGUUUGGUCGUGGAUAUGGCAGAGUUGCUCGAGCUGGGCGGGGCAGAGGGAGAGGUAAUUAUUACGAAGAUGGUUUCCAUGGUCGCCCUUCUGGUAGGAGUCGGUCUCCUGAGCCUACUACUUAUCGACGCACUCAGCCUUCAGCAACACCUCCCCCACAGGUACCAGCGUUUGGCUCCUCAACCAGUGUACCGCCUCCUGUCAUCCCCUCGGCACCUUCUAGUACAGUAGUGCCAGGCGUUGCAAUACCCACUGCACCUCGUUCUGAUAGAGAAACUAUGCGAUCGGGAGGCUUCCCGCGACCUAUCCAGUACAAGCCUAACAAUGCUGUCCAAAAGGAGAUUCCUGCCUCUGACCUACCUUCCACGCCUUCCGUGAAUGCAUUACCACAAAGUGCUGUGCAAUCCGUGGACAAUAAAGCACUGCAAGAACAAAGUCACAAGGAACAUACAAAUAUCGACUCCAUGGAUAUUGCCGAUGAAACAAAGGCUCCCUUACCUUCCGCGCCCGAGACCUUAUCCGAGGCUGCACGUCAAGAGAAGGAAGAAAUGCCUCCGCCUCCACGACAAGGUCUUUUUGGCAAACAUGGCCCAGAAAGACUAGCUCAAGCAGUUCCUGAUAUUGCCGAGGCUCCAUCCGACUCGGAAUCUGAGGAUGAGUUGAACGACGCCUAUUUCGAGGAUGAGAUUUCAAAAAUCGAAGGCGACACAACAAAGGUCAACGUGGAAAAUCCACUAAACCCACGCCCUGAAUGCCUAUCAGCUUUCGUGAAGCCAUUUCUCCAGUACAAUAUCGAUCGUCUAGUUGAAAAAAGAAAGGCAAUUGUUGCUGAACGUUGUGUGGCUCCUGAGGUUAAGGUUGAGGAAGCUGCCCCUGAAGCUUCAGUACCACCCGUACCAGCUUCUAUUCCAGUAUCAAUCCCGAUACCAAGUUCGGCUCCCGCCCUAGUCGCUGUCCCAACACUCGCGUCAGCGUCCAUUCCAGAGCUGUCGGUAAAAUCUAGUCGUACCAGUAGGAGUCGCUCUCCCACACCUGCGGUGCCACCAGUAUUGAAAGCCCCGGGUACAAGCCGACCCACGACUUCUUCACAGCGAUCCGAGAAGCCGGCCACAGAAGUCAUUACCAAUGGCAAUGUCGCGCGUUCGUCAAAUCUAUUGCCAUCUGCCAGGACUCCUCUCCCAAGUGUGGAACGACUGGAUUCUACACGCCAUGAACCUACCGUUCCGCUGAAGUCCAUUGAACAAGUUCCAGAUUCUUUGCAUGCCAACUUGUCACGCAAGCUUACUCCCAAACCAUCCACGAAUGGCACGGAUCACAAAUCAGUACCAAUGGAUGUAUUUUCUGAAAGUGAGGGUGAUGUGACAGAGGCAGAGAAUGAAGAAAUGCUUGAGGCGGUCAGGCCACGAAUGAAAACACCGCCGAUUUCGAGCCUGCCCAAUUUUGAAGUCAAGAAAUGGUUUGAGGAUGUUGACUUUCUCGAGUCAUUAAAGCCAAAGCCCGAAGUUGAAGCUCGAAUUAAACAAAAGUUGAUCGAUAAGCGAGACCGGAUGCUGAGAGAGCAAGAAGUUGCGCGUCAAGAAUGGGGCAGAAAUUACUAUGAUUAUCGACGAUUCACAGACUUCUCCGAGGAUCCUGUCGCGGUUCGCAGCAGAGACAAGUUUGCGAAGGCAAGAGCCCAAGCCGCCGCAGAAGCCGCAGCCCCGCAUCAAUCAUCAGUACCGUCCGCUGGCGCUAAGCCAGAGGGCAAAGGUCGAGUUGGCCGGUGGGCUACGGAGCAUGAUUUUGAACGCGUGCUCCGCGAGUCCGAAAUGGAGGCCAAGGAGACCAAAGAAAAGGAAGAUCGUGCCGCAAGGGCAAAAACAGCCAGUGCGAAGGAGGCUGCAAUCCCCGACGCUGCUUGGGACAGAGAGGAUUGGAAGAGCAUGCAGCCUAGGGACAAAACUCACAUAGUUCCCUUUGAAAGAUCGUUCGCAGUUCUUGAAUUCGGAGAACCCAUUGAUAACUUCACUGAGGAAGAAUGCGAGAUCUUCGAGAGAGUCUAUCUCGAGUUUCCAAAGCAAUGGAGCAAGAUUGCCGCUGCAUUGCCUAGACGGGACUACAAAGCCUGCAUUCAGCACUACUAUCUGGUCAAGCACUCCUCGGAUCUGAAGGACAAGCUUAAGAGACAGCCAAAGAAACGCAAGGCCAGACAGCCGAAGGCAAAGAACCCCAAGCCAAACCCGCUGAUUGCAGAUAUGAAUGCCGCCCGUGAGGAAGCCGAAGAUGGUCAAGACACUGAGGGUGGCGAAAGACGUGGACGCCCACGGAGAGCCGCUGCCCCUACAUUCUCCUUUGAGACACCGGCUAGCGAGAGCGAGGUGGCAAGCCCUGCACCUACUCCUGGCCGAAAAGCUGCUGCGACGCCUAAGGGAGACGCUGGUCCUGAUGCUCCACCGCCGAAGAGAAAGACCAAAACUCCUCGUGAGAAGGGUCUAAAGCAAGCCAAGAACAGCCAGCUGUUGGCAGCUGCUCCUGUCAUCGCAGCAGCCAACCAUCGUGCAAAUUCUCCUGCCACUCCGAUGGGAAAUCCAGAAUGGAAGAAUCGUGGAGAUACUCCCGGUGGAAAUGCUCGCUUUCCAUCUCAAUACGACGGCACAGGUCCAAAUCAGCCCCCCUUCGCACCACCUUAUGCACCAAUCGAGAAACCAAAUCCUACCAUGCCGAUAACUUUCGAUCAUGUGCCUCAGCACUUCCCUCCACCACCUCCGGUCCCACAACAAGAGCGUGUUGACUCUGCCCCACCUAUGAGCUUUGAAACUCCGCAGGAUCGCAGAACUGUACAACAGACCUCGAGUUAUUGGAGCGUCCCCGAGCAAACAGAUUUCCCUGCAUUAUUGAGGCAUUUUGGCACUGACUGGCAUGGGAUUGCAAAGUGGAUGACCUCUAAGACUCAUAUAAUGGUAUACACCACCGUUUUUCAACAAUGGCUUGCUGUACCUUCCGACAGCAACAAGAGUCGGCGUGUCGCUAACAUCCAGACACAGGUCAAGAACUAUUACCAGCGCCAGGUAGAUUCUGGAAAGAAAGAGUGGGAGAUGAUAGCAAAGGAUGCAGACGAGAAACGGGAACGAAAUGAGCCUACAGGUCCACUUCCAACUCCGACUGUUAUUCCAAAAAGACGUUAUGAUAUCACCCCCGGUUCACAUCCGCGGUCCUCGUCUGCGAUGGACCAAACUGAAGAGUUUUUGUCUCCAGGACCACAUUCUGUCAUGUCUCAAGUUUCUCCUCCUCAACCACCAAGCAUCAGCACACGCUUUCCUGCACUUGCCCAAGCUGGUCCUGUUCCUCAAAUUCAACCUAGCACAGCAACGUCGACAGUUUUGAAUAAGCACAUGCCGCCGCAACCUAUUCAGCAAGCUCCACAGCCAAUCCAGCAACAAUCUCGACCAUCCAGAGGCCCAGCGAUAGGGUUCUUCACCCAGGACCCUCCUCGCUCUAUUGUUCCCAACGAUGCUGUAUCUCAACGCUCGGUCAUGGUUGCCCAGGAGGCUCAAAUAGAGAGGCAAUCUGCUCUCAGACUUGAGCGAGAGCAGAGAGAACAACAACAGCAACGUGAGCAGCAACAGCAACAGCAGAGGGAGCAAGAGCAGGCAGUACUUCAAAGGGAGCAGGUAGCAGCAGCAGCUCAAAGGGAGCGGCAACAAGCACAGCAAGCUAUGCAACAGCGUGAACUUGCUAUGGCGCAACACCAGCGCGAGCAGCAACAGCAACAGCAACAAGCCGCCAUGCAUCGGGAUCGACAAUUCCAAAUGAAGCAAGAAGUUGAGACGCCAAAUCCAAAUCAGUACGAGCCAUAUGGAACACCAACUGGAAUGCUCGCAGGAAAUCAAGUACAUGCCAGAUCAGAAUCUUCUAAGCCAACUCCGCCAGCGGAUGUUAGACGUACUGUUCCCCCUCAACAUCAUCCUCAACAGUAUCAACCUCGGAGCAAUCCAAACGGUCGCCCAUUCCUUGGUGAGAGUGUCGGCAGUGCUCGUGAUAUCAAGUCUACACCUUCUCCGGCUGUUCCUCGAGCUCCCAUGAGUGCUCCUCCCGCAAACCAAGAGAUGUACUCUGCACCUCCGCCACCUCCUCAGCAGGCUGCUCCUCCACAGCAACCAACUCCAGCUCCAGCCCGUCAGCCAGAACCCGCUAGGAAGUCAAAUAUUAUGUCUCUGCUUAACGAGGACGAGCCAAGCGAUCCUCGACCACCUCCGGCUAAGCGUACAAGCGAUGUUUCGACUUCUUCUAUGCAGCAUACUCGCACCCCACCACCACAACAUUCUCUGCAUCCUUCCCGAUAUUCUGGCCACCCAGCUCAAAAUCCUCCUCAACAACAGCAACAACAACACCCACAUAUGCCUCAGCAGAUGACUUCUCAACCACCACCUCAGCAGCAAGCUGCUCCUUCACAACACGGAUAUUCACAACCUCCUCAAUCCCAGCACCCCCACCACCAGCAUUCGUCUUCCAUCGGCCAUACUCGGAGCUAUACCCCAACAAACUUCGAGAGCCGACCUCCGUACGGGCAACCGCAGAUGCAGCAGCAGCAACAGCCAAUGUAUGCUCAGCCUCGCCAGUCUAUGACCUCACAGCCAUCCCAACUUCGUCGCGAGCCAUCCCUGGGCGAGAUACACGGAAUGUCGGCUUCUGGUGGAUAUGGAAGGUCUUCAGCUCCUUCGCAGCCGUCUAUGCGACUCAAGGAAUCGCCAUAUUCAGCACCAACUCCUCCUCCCGCUCAGCCUCCUCAGAUCAGUCGCCAAUCUGUUGGUUCGCCACAUGAUCUACCACUUGAGCAACGUGAUUACUACCAACGCCAACCUCAACCAGGUUAUCUUAUGCAGCAACAACAGCAGCAGCAGCAGAAUGCGACUGCAUCUCCUCAGCUAGCCCCGUCAUACCAAUCUCCGUCGCAACAGUAUCAGCAGCCGCCUGCUAAUCACCGUCAACUUGCAUUUGGACAGAGCUCUCAUGUUCCAUCACCACCACCGCAGUACGCCAAUCACCAUUCGCUGCACAACUCGCGGCACAACAGCUUUGAUGGCAGAGAGGGGCGCUAUCAAAUGGGACGAGAUCAAAUGGGAAGCUCGGCGCCUAAUCAAGCUGCAGCUCCAGCCCCAGCUCAUCCUAGCUACCAUCGCUAUCCUCCCGAGGUCAGAACUCAGAGCGACCGUAACAGUCAAGCCAUGUUGGAUAUGAGGCGUGAAGCCGAUGCGAGAAGAGAGGCGGAUAGAAUGGAAGCAGAGAGAAUCGAUGCCUUCUAUCGACAGCGCGAGAAAUGAUUGAUUUUGAGACAGACCUUCAAUUUUGUUUUGGUACACGUGUGUGGUGGACGGGUUACACAAGGAUUGAGUGGCAGGCGUUUUGAAAUACCUGCGGGCAAGCAUUUGUCCUUUGGGUGGCGUUUUUGCUCAAGCAGGCAUGCAUUGUGUAUGGAGGAAGGGGGUUUUGGGUUCAAUGACAGCGAACGACUCUUGUUUUUGUAUGAAUAGAUAGCAAGCCAUCUGCAGUUUUGAAGUGCAAUGCAACGCAGGACAGGACGGGACAGGAUUUGGGAAGAUAAGGAGAUCGAAUGAGGCGUCUCGUUGUAUGUAUCGAUACCCGAUCGAAUCAAUUCAUGUAGAAAUAGAGAUUUUGAAAUCAAA
Messenger RNA from Cadophora gregata, 6637 nucleotides. RefSeq lists its product as uncharacterized. The coding region runs from base 302 to 6274 and encodes 1990 amino acids. Lineage: Eukaryota; Fungi; Ascomycota; Leotiomycetes; Helotiales; Ploettnerulaceae. The record is from RefSeq and is a predicted model, not a curated record. Gene Ontology annotation, biological process: regulation of transcription by RNA polymerase II. The transcript has 2 exons. Gene Ontology annotation, cellular component: Set3 complex.